CAACCACCAUUUCAGCUCCAGCCUUCACCAUCCGACUGACCAUUCCUUCCGAACAGCUUGGCUCGUUACAUUCCUUCACCAUCAUGUCAGGCCCCGGGUUGUGGAGCUAUGUGAGGCAAAAGCUGCUGGCCACGUCCCUGCGGUGGUUCGUCUAUAUCUUCCGACUCAAAAAAAUGCGACGAGAUCGUGACACUGUUCGGCAACAGGGUGCGGUCGUCCAUCGCACAUCGAUUCCUUCACGACAACCAGGUCGCAGCAUCGCCGUCAACAUCUAUGCGCCUCCUGAACAUUCACCUGAUCACGGUGCCAAACCUGUCCUGGUCAACUGGCACGGCAGCGGGUUCUUCAUACCGUACCUCGAUAGCGACGCGGUGUACUGUGCACAGGUAGCGCAGAAAGCGGGCAUCUUCGUCAUCGAUGCAGACUACCGCAAAGGACCGGAGCAUUCAUACCCGGAGCCACUUGAAGAUGUGGAGGAUGUCUUGCACUGGGUCGCUGAGCAGUCGCAAUUUGACAAGUCACGUGUUGCUGUGAGCGGCUUCAGCGCGGGCGGUCUAUUGGCACUGGUCGCUGCCUCGAGUUUACGUCACGACUUAGAGUCCUUAGGAUUGAAGAUUCGAGCCGUCGCGGCUGUCUAUCCGGUGACGGAUGUGUCUCUUCCUGCCGCUCAAAAGACGGUUCCUAGGCCCAUCCGUCCUCUCAGUCCUUUCAUAAUGGGAUUGAUAAACGACUGUUGGGCACCCGAGGCGCUGCGUAAAGAUCCUCGAGUAUCGCCAGGCCUGGCAGAUGCGAAGUUGUAUCCGGACGUCAGUAUCAUCGUUACGUGCGACGGGGACUCCUUUGCGCCCGAAGCUGAUGCAUUGGCGCGAAAGCUGGAGGCGGGUGGGAAGACUGUUCACUAUAAGUCAAUGGAAAGGGCACGUCAUGGAUUCGACAAGGGAGUGAAGAAGGGGGCGAGAGCAUGGGACAUGAGGGACGAGGCGUACGAAGUCAUCAUCGAUGGGUUUAGAAGGGCAUUUGACCUUCAAGGCUCGGGAGCUCCCCGCACAUGACAUUUUCCCUGAGCCACGUUGAUAAGCUCGGAGUUUUCGUGCGAAGGAUUCAGCUUAUCGACGUCCUAUCAGUCAGAUCGCGUAUGGGCGUUUGGACAUGUCUUGUCGGAUAGUGGCUGCUCCUUAUCUGAUCUGUGGGUAUGAACUUCAUAGUACAUACCUGCCUAUACACUGACCCCACUUUCAAUCACAUACCAUAGUUUACAUACAUUUCCUCUAAACAUCAAAUAAUGAACAC
Molecule: messenger RNA, 1290 nt
Organism: Aaosphaeria arxii CBS 175.79
Lineage: Eukaryota; Fungi; Ascomycota; Dothideomycetes; Pleosporales
Product: alpha/beta-hydrolase
Exons: 1
Coding region: 84-1052 (322 amino acids)
Molecular function (GO): hydrolase activity
Source: RefSeq, a predicted model, not a curated record